Molecule: messenger RNA, 1698 nt
Organism: Anolis carolinensis (green anole)
Lineage: Eukaryota; Metazoa; Chordata; Lepidosauria; Squamata; Anolidae
Gene: ring1
Product: ring finger protein 1
Exons: 7
Coding region: 111-1190 (359 amino acids)
Biological process (GO): negative regulation of DNA-templated transcription
Cellular component (GO): PcG protein complex; ubiquitin ligase complex
Molecular function (GO): chromatin binding; ubiquitin protein ligase activity
Source: RefSeq, a predicted model, not a curated record
UGACGCAGCUCCCGAACGAGAAGAGGAAGGAAGUCCAAAGCACCGGAAGCGGGAAGAGAAGCGGCAGCAGGAGGAAGAGGAGGAGGAGGAGGAGGAGGGCUCCGGCCGCCAUGGCCACGCCGGCCAAUGCCCAGAGUGCCAGCAAGACCUGGGAGCUCAGCCUCUAUGAACUCCACCGGACGCCUCAGGAGGCGCUGAUGGACGGGACGGAGAUCGCGGUCUCCCCGCGCAGCCUGCACAGCGAGCUCAUGUGCCCCAUCUGCCUGGACAUGCUCAAGCACACCAUGACCACCAAGGAGUGCCUCCACCGCUUCUGCUCCGACUGCAUCGUCACCGCCCUCCGCAGCGGGAACAAGGAGUGCCCCACGUGCCGCAAGAAGCUGGUCUCGAAGCGCUCGCUCCGGCCGGACCCCAACUUCGACGCGCUCAUCUCCAAGAUCUACCCCAGCCGCGACGAGUACGAGGCCCACCAGGACCGGGUCCUGGCCAAGCUCAACCGCCUCCACAACCAGCAGGCCCUGCGGAGCAGCAUGGAGGAGGGCCUCAAGGUCCAGGCCAUGAACAGGGGUCAGCGUGUCCGGAGGCACCCGCAUGAGUCGGACAAUGCCACCUUCAGUGGUGCGGAGGACAACUGCGACAGCCGCUCGCACGUGAGCAACGCCUCAGCCCCCAGCCAGAGCGGGACCCCCGGCCCCAGCCGCAGCAAGCGCUCCCGGGCCUCCGAGGACGGAUCGGGGGCCGAGCAGGAGGCCUCCCACGACGGAGGGGGAGGCGGAGGAGGGAGAGCGGAGGAGCCCAGCACGGGGGCAGGAGGCGGGGGCAACGGAGGCGGAGGAGGAGUGGGCAGCGGCAGCGAGAUCGAGCUGGUCUUCCGGCCCCACCCGGUCCUGGUGGAGAAGGGGGGCUACUCCCAGACCAGGUACGUGAAGACCACGGCCAACGCCACGGUGGACCACCUCUCCAAGUACCUGGCGCUGCGCAUCGCCCUGGAGGAGGCCCCCACCCCGGGCCCAGAGCCCCCCGCCCUGCGCGACGUCAGCGAGAAGCAGUACACCAUCUACAUCACCACCCCCGGAGGGGCCUUCACGACGCUGAAUGGCUCGGUGACCCUGGAGCUGGUGAACGAGAAGUACUGGAAGCUGAGCCGGCCCCUGGAGCUCUACUACGCCCCCACCAAGGAGCAGAAGUAGCCAGAAGAGGGGCCGUGGAGGGAGACGGGUGCGAGUCCUGGGACUCAGAGAGAGAGAGAGAGAGAGAGAGAAAGGGAGGCUGGCCUUGCCCUUGGGGGGAAACUCUCCUGCGUCCGUCCGUGCGCGUGAUAGAAGGAGCGUUGCAAACUGCAAAACCGCAUCCGGCUGAAAAGUCUAUCCCUGGCACCUUCCCUUCUCCUCCCCUACCCCCCAAAAUAGUAAUACUAGAGCAAAGAAGGACUCCUUCAGGCCCCGCUUUGGCUUCUCCUCCCUUUGCACCCCUUUGGCUUGGCUGACGGACUGACUGCUGCUCACCGGCUGCUGCUUCCCCCACAUUUUGGGGAUUUGGGGAGAGAACGAGGAGGAGGAGGAGGACGACGACAAUGAGGCUAAAGGCGUGAUGUUUUGCAUCCCUGGCCUUUUUACAGACACAGAGUUAUUUUCCUCCUGUUUUUUUUUUUGUGGAAAGGAAUUCAUCAUGGAAGUUUUAUGUCACUUUGGAAACUCA